AUGAGAUCGCAGUUCAAAGACGAGAACUCGUUUGAAAAAAGAAAGUCCGAGUCGACCAGAAUCCUCCAGAGGUUCAAGGAUAGACUCCCAGUCAUUUGCGAGAAGGUAGAGAACUCGGAUAUCCAGGAAAUCGACAAGAGAAAGUACCUUGUGCCUGGAGACUUGACCGUCGGGCAAUUCGUGUACGUGAUUAGAAAGAGAAUCAAGUUGCCCUCGGAAAAGGCCAUUUUUAUCUUUGUCAAUGACAUCUUGCCACCCACAGCAGCCUUGAUGAGUACGGUCUACGAGGAGCACAAGGACGAGGACGGCUUCUUGUACGUCUUGUACUCGGGCGAGAACACGUUCGGUGCCAUCGAAGGCGUGGAGGAGAUCCACGAUGUGGAGGAGGUGGAGCUCUAG
Candidozyma duobushaemuli is the source of this 399-nucleotide messenger RNA. It is a transcript of the gene AUT7, whose product is annotated as ubiquitin-like protein. Gene Ontology annotation, molecular function: phosphatidylethanolamine binding. Gene Ontology annotation, cellular component: cytosol; autophagosome; fungal-type vacuole membrane. The record is from RefSeq and is a predicted model, not a curated record. The transcript has a single exon. NCBI's taxonomy places the organism in Eukaryota, Fungi, Ascomycota, Pichiomycetes, Serinales, Metschnikowiaceae. The coding region runs from base 1 to 399 and encodes 132 amino acids. Gene Ontology annotation, biological process: macroautophagy; cellular response to nitrogen starvation.